GCUACCUCCAGUUAAAUAGCUAGGACACGGGAGCGAGCAGACGGCCGUGUGAGGAUAUACUUUUUUCGGUACCUUGGGAUUACGACGCGGAAUUGCAGCAUCGACGGCCAGCCGCCAGGGCCCACGAUGUCCAGCGAAGUGCAGAGACCGGACGACAGCCCCAGCACCAGCGGGGGAAGCUCAGACAUUGAACAAAGGGAAUCGGUACCGCCUGAGCAGGAGCGAGAGCAAGCACAGCCCAAAAAGAAGGAGACCAAGAUCUCCAGUAAAACCGCUGCUAAACUUUCAACUAGUGCCAAGAGGAUCCAGAAAGAGCUUGCAGAAAUCACACUAGACCCACCUCCAAACUGCAGCGCCGGCCCCAAAGGAGACAACAUCUACGAGUGGAGGUCGACCAUCCUGGGCCCCCCGGGCUCCGUGUACGAGGGAGGCGUCUUCUUCUUGGACAUCGCCUUCACGCCAGACUACCCCUUCAAACCCCCCAAGGUAACAUUUCGUACGAGGAUCUAUCACUGCAACAUCAACAGUCAGGGGGUGAUCUGUCUGGACAUCCUGAAGGACAACUGGAGCCCCGCCCUCACCAUCUCCAAGGUGCUGCUGUCCAUCUGCUCCCUGCUCACAGACUGUAACCCAGCCGACCCUCUGGUGGGAAGCAUCGCCACACAGUACCUGACCAACAGAACAGAGCAUGACAGAAUAGCCAAGCAAUGGACGAAGAGAUACGCCACAUAGACUCCCGGCCCUCCCCCUCCUCGACCCCCCUCACCCUCCACUGUACCUCUCUCUACCUCUCUCUCUCACCCUUAGUCUGUCAAAGCACACUCACUAAGUGCAACGGUAUACCUGCCCUCCUCCUCCUCCUCCUCCUCCUCCUCCUCCUCCUCCUCUUCCUCCUCCAUCCCAACAUUUUAUCUACCUUUUCUGUGUAAAAAAAAAAAAAAUCAAACAAGACAAAAAAAUGUCCUUUGUUCCUUGUUGACUUGAAAGCUUCUUUUUUAUACAAAGAGUAGAUUGGGAUUUUUAUUUUCCAAUAUCUGAAUGUUGGAAGUAUUGUAUUGGAGAAAAAAAAACACAGAAUAUUAUAAAUAUCAUACGCAUUGUCCUCCAGCUAUACAGUAUGUAUUCUCAUUUUCUUAGUGGCACCUGGAACAAACAUGCAGAAUAUAUGCUUUUUACUUUUUUUUUGUUUUGGUUUUUUGUAUUUGUCAUCAAUAUGUUAUCUGCAUGGAACAGGAAGGUUUGCGUCAAUGGAUCCUUCAUGCUUUUUAACUUCCUCUGAUUUUGUUUGUACUGUAUGUAUUUUUUCAAAGGCUUUUGAGGCAGACCACAAAAGUAUAGGUCUGCCUGUGAAAGAGGCAGGACUUGUAUAUUUACUGGCUACCCGCCACCUCUGCAAUUGCAGAGUGGUUUGUUGUGCACUUGUAUUACUGAAGCACCCAAUAAAACACACUGUGGUUGGCUUGUGAGAAAA
Messenger RNA from Plectropomus leopardus (leopard coralgrouper), 1471 nucleotides. It is a transcript of the gene ube2e2, whose product is annotated as ubiquitin-conjugating enzyme E2E 2. The record is from RefSeq and is a predicted model, not a curated record. Lineage: Eukaryota; Metazoa; Chordata; Actinopteri; Perciformes; Serranidae.